AGAGUGUCCAUAGCUAACUAGAGAUAUUGCACUUUAUCAAAGGAGCCACUAAUGUCGCAGUCAGAAUCCAAAUUACUCUCCCGGAGCCCACUGGACCCCGCCGAGGCAAGAUGGAUUCGAUUCGUCAAGACCACCUAUACCGACCCGACGGGGGUGGAGAGAACAUGGGAAUCAGCAGAGAGAACGACACGGCCGGCUAACUGCCCAAUCGACGGGGUCGGCAUCGUGACCAUCCUGCAGAAAGAGACGGGUCCAGAGCUCCUCCUGCAGAAACAGUAUCGACCGCCUAUCGACAAAAUCACGAUAGAGGUGCCCGCAGGGUUGAUCGAUGCCGGUGAGACGCCAGAGGAAUGCGCCGUACGGGAACUGCGGGAGGAGACGGGCUACGUCGGGGUGGCCGAGGAGACCAGCACAGUCAUGUAUAAUGAUCCCGGCUUUUGCAAUACCAAUUUGAACAUGGUCCAUGUGCGGGUGGACAUGUCGUUGCCGGAAAACCAGAACCCCAAGCCACAGCUUGAGGAUAACGAAUUUAUCGAGUGCUUCACCGUCCCGCUAGCAUCGCUGUUUGACGAGUUGAAGAAACUCGAGCAGGAGGGCUAUGCGGUUGAUGCGCGGAUUGGGACGUUGGCAGAGGGGAUUGAGCUGGCAAAGAAGCUGAACCUGUGA
This is a messenger RNA of Penicilliopsis zonata CBS 506.65, 666 nucleotides long. RefSeq lists its product as hypothetical. The record is from RefSeq and is a predicted model, not a curated record. Gene Ontology annotation, biological process: ribose phosphate metabolic process; nucleoside phosphate metabolic process. NCBI's taxonomy places the organism in Eukaryota, Fungi, Ascomycota, Eurotiomycetes, Eurotiales, Aspergillaceae. The coding region runs from base 52 to 666 and encodes 204 amino acids. The transcript is spliced from 4 exons. Gene Ontology annotation, molecular function: ADP-ribose diphosphatase activity. Gene Ontology annotation, cellular component: cytosol; nucleus.